Messenger RNA from Lodderomyces elongisporus, 915 nucleotides. Its product is annotated as pheromone-regulated protein. The transcript has a single exon. Bases 1 to 915 code for a protein of 304 amino acids. NCBI's taxonomy places the organism in Eukaryota, Fungi, Ascomycota, Pichiomycetes, Serinales, Debaryomycetaceae. Gene Ontology annotation, cellular component: cellular bud neck; fungal-type vacuole. The record is from RefSeq and is a predicted model, not a curated record.
AUGACAACUACGGCAAUAGUAGCAAAUGUCAAAAGAGCUACCAGCAGUGAUGAUAUGCCUACACUUACAUCGGGUCUGUCAGAGACUAGUCUCGAUAUAACAACAAUUCCUUCUAGAGCUUCCAACCCAUAUAUCCACGAAUCAACACUACCAACAGGCCUAGUAUUUAUCAUUGUUGGGUGCAUACUCGGAAUGAUGCUAAUUGGAAUUGUAUUGUACCGUAUUACAACAUACUUUAUUUUCUCAUCCAAGGCACGACGAGAAAAGGAGAUGUACUUUGCAAAUGGACUAUUCCCACACCAUUAUCAUGAUAAUGGCAGCAGUGUAGGUGGUUUUGGUGGUAGUGGUUUUUUUUCCAAUACACCAAGUCGAGCUGGUGGCACGCCAUCGCAUUACUCCAUGCUCAACACUUCAACAGCAUCUCUCUCCACCGAUUCUUCAACAAGUCGUACGGGCCAAGGAAGAGCUUACAGAAACAAUAUUACGAGCGAUAAAUACGCACAACGCCAAUCGAUGUUUGUUAAUCCAAGCUUGAACAUCAAACAAUUGGAUAUGCUGUUGGAUCAUCCAAGCGAUACAGCAAGCACUUUGGCUCUCGGUAGUCAUGCGGGAAUGUAUAAACAACAGAACAAUUCUUCAGUAGGAUCAUUGAUUUUAUUAAAGAAUCAAACUGCAAGUGGAGCUGCAAGAGAUGGAAGUGUUAGCGAGUUCAGUAAUAGGCCAAAAAUGACAAUCAAUAUGUCGGGCGAGUCAAGUACAAUCGAUACUGCAUCGAGUCAAGGGAGUAUGCUGGGUCUGAAAAUGAUGAAUUUGGAAAAGUUGAAUACCAGUUCUCAAAGUGCAGUGAGAGCGCCUAGCUUGUAUCUUGAAGAUUUGCUAAACGAAAAAGAAAAGGGAGACGAUAACCAGCUGUAA